Molecule: messenger RNA, 2456 nt
Organism: Nematostella vectensis (starlet sea anemone)
Lineage: Eukaryota; Metazoa; Cnidaria; Anthozoa; Actiniaria; Edwardsiidae
Product: zinc metalloproteinase nas-4
Exons: 9
Coding region: 1297-2310 (337 amino acids)
Biological process (GO): proteolysis
Molecular function (GO): zinc ion binding; metalloendopeptidase activity
Source: RefSeq, a predicted model, not a curated record
AAAAAUAUAAUAAUGUAACCUAAUGAUUGCGGGCUGUCAAUUCUCAACGUAAUUCUCAUUCUCUCAAUUCCCUUUAUGUAUAGUUUAGUUUACUGUCAUUUUGCCUUUGCCAAAUUUUACCGCCCAGCUAGAUUCCAUUGUGACCAAUUUCUCCCACGGUGAAUGGAAUGUAAAAGGUCAAUCUUCGACGGCCCCAAAAUGAUUUGAUGGCUUAAGGGAAGAACUCUAAUAAACUGUACAAACAGCCUUGAUGGAAGAAACACGAUCAUUAUGACCAAAAACCACGGAUCUAUUUUAUAUUCAGCUAAUUGAUAUAAAAACAUGCAGCAGUUUAUCGUCUUUUGCCGCACCUUCAGAAUCACAACAAUUUUGGUUCUUUGCCACUCAGGCCGCACUAAGAAAAAUGUGUCCGUUGCGCGUUCCGUUAUUUUUUUAAAUUUAUUAUUACUUUUUUUGCACACAGAGCCAACACAAAAUAAAUCCCCAAAAAUUACCUGCUUUGUGAAAAGUUCUAGAUAUUUUUAGAAAGGCCAAGCAAAGGCACAGGACUGAGGGCUAAUGCUCGAAAAGGUAAGCGCGACUACUUUAUUUUCACGAGGUGUAUAUGCAUACCGCUUCAACCUUGUAUUGAUUUAUUUCACAGUUCAUAUUUCUUUGCAGGUUUUGUGGUGCGACACAUGGAUUCAUAAUGACACUAGGUUUCUUUAUUCUAGUAAUUUUUUUUUUAAAUAAAUAUAUAUUGCCUACUUUUAUAAAUUUGAUGUUAAGAACUAAUUGAUACUAGAGCGAUGAGAUCUACCGGUGGUUUAAUUAAUUGCCCCAUGUAUUAAACAGCAGCAAAUGAUAAAAAAAAACCAGCAAGACUCAUGCAACCACUUUCCUGAUGCAACAAAACAAAUACCCAAAUUCCGAGAUAUUCUGGGUCUCCCCAAGGGUCACUCCAGAAACCAAAGAAAGAAAAAGAUAUUUCUAAUACGCAGUUCAUAAACAAUCUAACAAUGCGCAAUUACCUUACGUGGAUUAUUGGAGCCGUAGUGGAACUGGGAGCAAAUUCAUAUCAAGCGAGUAAUUAUUCACUUGAGGCAUUAAACGGGAAAUGAAAAAGCACUGAAUCGUGGAGAGUGGAAGCGUUGUUUGGACUUUAAAUCUACUGCUUUUAUCAACGCUCGCAGUCUUUCAAAUGGCCUCAGACUUUCCUUGAUACGAGGAUCUCUAUUUGUUUAACGGUCCCUUGUAUUUGUUUUAUGGUUUAUUAGCUAGUAGAGGAAUAUUUUGGAUAUUAUCACAAGAUUACCAAUGGACCGAAUGGUGCUGCCUCUGCUGGCUUUCGUGAUUCUAUGUUUCUCACAAGGGGCCUUUCUAAAGGCCUUGGAUACUGAAAUUUACAAAGAACUAAGAGAAGAAAUUCUUAAAGAAGAUCAUACAAAAAGUGAACAAGAAUCAGGUCUAUUUGAGGGGGAUAUUGAAAUUGACGCGAGCACUCGGCAUGCACUGACUCAUGGGGGAAGCAUUGACGUACGAGACGCAUUGCGUAGACCAAUCUACCGCUGGCCAAAUGGAAAACUUUAUUACAAGUUCGACGAGCUCUUGGGUAGGAGAGUCCGCCGCCAGAUCCACCAGGCUAUAGAACACAUCAAGCUGCAUACUUGCAUUCGCUUCCAGGAAGUAGACGAUUCAUACAAAAACAACUAUGUCAAGUUCUACCAGGGAAGUGGCUGUUCCUCCAGAGUUGGCCGAGACUGGGUGCACAAGGAGCAGAAGAUAUCUAUUGGGCGUGGCUGUACACGACUUGGGACCAUCGCCCAUGAGAUCAUGCACUCGCUCGGAUUCUUUCACGAGCAGUCAAGACAAGACCGGGACAAAUUCAUCAAAAUCUUGUGGAGUAACAUUGGUAGAAAUCAUCGCCACAACUUCAACAAGUACCCAGCCAAUCUCGGUACAACCCUGGGCAAGCCGUACGACUACCAUAGCGUCAUGCACUACUCUCGAUACGCAUUCUCAAAUGACGAUGAACCCACCAUCGUGACGAAGAAAAGGAGAGUGCUGAUCGGUCAACGCAUUGGACUCAGCAAAUGGGACGUCUACCAGAUCAACAAGCUCUAUGGAUGCAAAGAGCAUAAAUCAGACGAAGUAGAACCAUUUCUGUGUCUUGCCUUACUGCACAAACGUGGAAGGUGCACAGAGAAGAUGAAUAGGCUGUGUUCUAGGACAUGUAGUAAGAGUGAUCUGGUCACCCGAGCAAGCCUGAGUGCCGAUGUGCCUGAUGAUGUCGUGUUCAAGGACUUCAGUUCUGCUAAUACACAAGACUAAGCACCCCACAGAGGGAAAUCAGCAAUUUGACACCAGAUAAAUGACACGCGAGGAAUAAAGUCAGAUUACUUCGGGAGAGGGAUUUAUUAUUAGGGUGUCUUAAAUAAAUUCUAGAAAUAAUAAAUCUGACCUUGCAUUGGUAAAAA